AUGGAUUUCAACAGUGCAUACAAUUCAAGGAGGAAGCCCUUUCUGCAAUGCGCUAUAGCAACGGCCACUCUCGUCGCUAUAGCCAUUGUCGUCGGUGUAACGCUAGGCUUCACCGUGUUCCGGCCCCGGAACCCAACCGUCGUCCUUUACCCAGUGGGCUUGAGCAACCUCACAAUGAUGGAUCUAACCACGCAGCAGAACAUCACGACGAAGAUGAUCGUCGGCAUUAGCAACGAAAACUACGCCGGUUUCAAAUUCGGUGACUCGACCGGUUUGGUGACUUUUGGCGACGACGUGGUCGGCGAAGCCCCGAUCCUAGGACAAGAGAUCCACCCUCGGUCGUCCGUAAACAUAACGACGUGGUCGGUUCUGAUGCCGGCGAAGAUGAUGAGCAACCCGGCGGCGAUCAUGGAGAUCUCGUCGGGGAAGGUGGAGCUGAAGUCGACGGUGAAGCUGCAUGGGAAGUCGUCGUUUUUGGGGGUUAAAGUGAAGACUUCGGCGUACACGGAGUGCUACCUCACGAUUGUGUUUGGGGAGGUGCUGAGUGGGGAGAGUUGGUGCUGGAGCAAGCUCAAGAUAAACUGA
Molecule: messenger RNA, 585 nt
Organism: Linum tenue
Lineage: Eukaryota; Viridiplantae; Streptophyta; Magnoliopsida; Malpighiales; Linaceae
Source: the annotation of a GenBank genome assembly